This is a messenger RNA of Callorhinchus milii (elephant shark), 4529 nucleotides long. RefSeq names its product mitogen-activated protein kinase kinase kinase 5 (gene map3k5). The transcript is spliced from 30 exons. Gene Ontology annotation, molecular function: ATP binding; MAP kinase kinase kinase activity. The coding region runs from base 27 to 3698 and encodes 1223 amino acids. Gene Ontology annotation, biological process: cellular response to stress; protein phosphorylation; MAPK cascade. The record is from RefSeq and is a predicted model, not a curated record. Lineage: Eukaryota; Metazoa; Chordata; Chondrichthyes; Chimaeriformes; Callorhinchidae.
AUAAUGCAGGUAUUGCGGUGGUAGAGAUGAGUGAUGCCUUCCGUCAGCCUUCCCUUUUCUAUCAUCUUGGAGUUCGAGAGAGUUUCAGCAUGGCAAAUAAUAUCAUUUUGUACAGUGAUACAAACUCUGACUCACUACAGUCAUUACAGGAAAUUAUUUUCCAGAAGAAUAGUACGCCCUGUGGAAACUACAGCUUUAUACCAUAUAUGGUCACUCCACACAACAAGGUGUACUGUUGUGAGAGCAGCUUCAUGAAGGGCUUGACUGAGCUAAUGCAGCCGAAUUUUGAAUUGUUGCUUGGGCCUAUCUGCAUGCCAUUAGUGGAUCGCUUCAUUCAACUGCUGAAAGUUACACACAUCAGCUCUUGUCAGUAUUUUAGAGAAACCAUUCUGGAUGACAUCAGGAAAGCUCGUGAACUUUACAGUGGCAAAGAGUUGGCCUCAGAACUAGCAAGAAUAAGAAAACGCCUGGACAAUGUUGAGCUUCUCUCUGCCGAUAUUGUAAUUAAUCUACUUCUCUCUUACCGUGAUAUUCAGGACUACGAUGCCAUAAUAACAUUGGUGGAAACUUUGGAAACGCUUCCGACCUGUGAUCUGGUGGGCAACUUUCACAUUAAGUUUCAUUAUGCUUCUGCCUUGAAUCGGAGAAAUCAGCCCGACGACAGAAAAAAGGCUAUCGCUAUAAUGCUGCAGUUGGUACAGUUAGAAGAACAAGUACCAUCUGAUGUAUACUGCCUUUUGGGACGCAUCUACAAGGACACCUUUCUGGACUCUGGCUACACAGACACAGAAAGCCGAGAUAACGGUGCUUAUUGGUAUGGAAAGGCUUUUGAAUCUGAGCCAACAUUACAUUCUGGGAUCAAUUUAGCAGUUCUUCUCCUUGCAGGAGGACAUGAGUUUGACACAUCAUUUGAGCUACGGAAAACAGGUGUGAAGCUCAGCAGCCUACUCGGGAAGAAAGGAAAUCUGGAAAAAGUACAGAGUUACUGGGAUGUGGGCUUUUUCCUCGGUGCCAGUAUGUUAGCGAAUGACCAACUCCGAGUAAUUCAAGCUUCUGAGAAGCUUUUCAAAUUUAAGGCACCAGCAUGGUAUCUGAAGUCUGUUGUGGAAACUAUUCGUAUCUUCCAGCGAUUUAAGAAGCAGACUCAAGAGCAACCCUCAAGCAUGCAGGACCUGAUGGAUUUCUGGAUGGACUUCAUUGUUGAAGCUACCAAUGAGGAUGUGUCUUUGGUUCGAUUUCCUGUUUUAACCUUGGAGCCAACCAAAGUCUUCCAGCCUGCUUAUUUGUCCAUUAAUAAUGAAGCAGAGGAAAAGACAGUGUCUAUUUGGCAUGUUUCACCAGAUGAUCAGAAAGGCAUAAAUGAAUGGAACUUCAACGCCGCUUCUAUCCGGGGUGUCAGUGUUUCAAAGAUUGAUGAGCGCUGUUGCUUCUUGUAUGUUCUACAUAACUCAGAUGACUUUCAGAUUUAUUUUUGUACGGAGCUUCACUGCAAGAGGUUCUGUGAGAUGGUGAGUACUAUAACAGAAGAGGUGGGAAAGAAUGCAGAGGAAGGAGAACUUGAAGGAGAUAUGCUGGAGUAUGAUUAUGAAUAUGAUGAGAAUGGUGAGAAAGUUAUUCUGGGUAAAGGAACUUUUGGAAUCGUUUAUGCAGGAAGAGACCUCAGUAACCAGGUCAGAAUCGCCAUCAAAGAAAUCCCUGAAAGGGACAUCAGGGAUUCACAACCUUUGCAUGAAGAAAUUGCUCUUCAUAAGCAUCUUAAACACAAGAACAUUGUCCAGUAUCUGGGCUCUAUUAGUGAAAAUGGUUUUAUUAAGAUUUUUAUGGAACAAGUUCCUGGAGGCAGCCUUUCUGCUCUCUUGCGAUCAAAAUGGGGCCCACUGAAGAAUAAUGAACACACCAUUGGAUUUUAUACCAAACAGGUUCUGGAGGGGUUAAAAUACCUUCAUGACUAUCAGAUAGCACACCGAGAUAUAAAGGGUGAUAAUGUGUUAAUAAACACCUACAGUGGGAUCCUGAAAAUUUCAGAUUUCGGUACUUCUAAGAGAUUGGCGGGUAUCAAUCCUUGCACUGAAACCUUCACAGGAACGCUUCAGUAUAUGGCACCUGAGAUAAUAGACAAAGGACCAAGGGGUUACGGGAAGCCUGCGGACAUCUGGUCACUGGGCUGUACAAUCAUUGAAAUGGCGACAGGAAAACCCCCAUUUUAUGAACUGGGAGAACCUCAGGCUGCAAUGUUUAAGGUUGGAAUGUUUAAAAUUCACCCAGAAAUUCCCGAAUCCAUGUCACCAGAGGCCAAAGCUUUCAUACUCCUCUGCUUUGAACCUGACCCAGACAAACGUGCGACUGCUACAGAGUUGCUGUUGGAUGAGUUUCUGAGGGUGACGAGCAAAAAGAAGAAGUCACAGCUGAAACAAGAUCUUUCAAGUGGUCCACAAGAUUAUCUGCGAAGCAUAUCUCUGCCUGUUCCGGUUGUUGUGGAGGACCUGAGCAGUGGGAGUGAAUUUGGCUCAGUUUCACCAGAUUCCGACUUAAAGGCAGAUCCAUUCUUUUUCAAAACCAGGGCAAAAUCCUGCAUUGAGAAAGAGACGAGAGGAAGUAGACAAUUACUUCUCAGUCUACCCGAUGAUCACUUUGAAGAUCACAGUGCGCCACCUUCCCCUGAGGAGAAGGACACUGGGUUCUUCAUGCUGAAGAAAGACAGUGAACGGAGAGCCACCCUACACAGGAUACUUUCAGAGGACCAGGAUAAAGUUGUGAAGAACUUGCUUGAAUCUCUCUUGCAGGGUGCUGAAGAACUAAAGCUGAAGUCUGAGCACAUCAGUACACUUGUUGUUAGUCUGCGUGAGUUUGUGAGAUCAACGGAUCGGAAAAUCAUCUCAACAACUCUUUCCAGGCUGAAGCUUGAGCUGGACUUUGACAGUCAUGCCAUUAACCAGAUUCAGGUGGUGUUGUUUGCUUUCCAGGAAGCUGUAAAUAAAGUCUUGAGAACUCACAAUAUUAAACCUCACUGGAUGUUUGCCUUGGAUAACAUCAUUCGCAAAGCUGUGCAGACUGCUAUUACUAUUCUUGUUCCUGAACUGAGACCACACUUCAGCCUAGCCUCUGGGAGUGAUGCUGCAGACCACGAAGGAGUAGACGAUGAUGAUGUUGAUGAAGGUCACAAUGAGCCAGCUCAUUCCGAAAAUCAAAGACCCACUGCUGUAAAUGAGGAUCUAGUACCAACCUCUGGUGUUAGCACUCUUAGCUCAACAUUAUCUCACGACUCCCAAAAUAUGCAUAGGUCUUUGAAUGUGCAGCUUGGAAGACUUAAAUUAGAAACAAACAGGCUUCUGGAAGACCUUGUUCAGAAAGAAAGGGAUUAUCACAUCCUUCUUCAUCAAGCUAUCGAAGACAAGGAGCAAGAAAUCAAACUACUUAGACUGAAAUCGCAGCCAAUAGAUAUACCUGCACUGUCUGUAUGUCACCAUGAUUCCACAGAGAGUACUGCAGAUCCUGAACUUAUUGACUGGUUGAGAGAACAAGGAGCUGAUGAAGAUACAAUAGAGCGGUUUGUGGUAGAUGAUUAUAAUCUGACGGACAUUCUCCAAUAUGUGACGCGGGAUGAUUUAAAGUGCUUGAGGUUAAGAGGUGGAAUACUUUGCAAGUUGUGGAAAGCAAUAAUGCAGCACAGAGAAGCAAACAUGAAUAUUUCCCAUUAAAUUGUGCGCAAAGGAAACUAUUUGGAGAAAUUUUAACAUCUUGCAUUUAUAUAGUGCCCUUCAUGCAGCAAAGCAUCUUGGAGCUCUGCACAUUUUAAUAUCUCAAUGAGACAUUCGCACUUUAAAUUAUGAUAAAUUUGACAUUUUGUAUGUUGUUAAUUUGACGGUGCUCCAAAAUACACUGUCUACUUGAUUUUACUGACGUUAUGUACAUGUGGGUUGAAUAGCUCAGACCACAAACUACAAUUUUGUAAACUUGUUAUGUGUAACUACAAUAUUUAAGCAAGUGAAUUGUUAAAGUGUCUUAUGUCAAAUCUUGGGAGUGUUCACAUUCAGGUCUCCACUGCAAUUUCCUCGACUAACAAAUCGGAAAACCAAGUGUGCACUAAAUCCUGUCUUUCUCUAAGAAUUCUUUUGGUUCAGCUUAAGACAACAUUUCAUUAAACUGCUGUUCACACGUGUUGCUCAGAACUGCACAUCUUAACUUUUUUAACUUUUUUAGUAGCUGGAGAAAUAAAGUGCUUUUUUUAAAAAAAAAUGCCUUAAAAUAUUCCUGCGGUUGAACAAUAAUUUACAGUACUAAAUGUCAACAAUGUAUUUUAUUAAAUGUACAGAAAGUAUCUAAGUCUCAAUUUUGCAAUGUAAAUUAAAUGGCUAUGUAUUGUACAAAUACAGUUAGUCCUGUUUACCUCUGUGAUGGAUGUUGUGAUAUGCUUUAAAUGCUAGUGUUACAGUUUACUGUACAUUACUGAACCUUAUGCCACACAUGGCUUGUUCUAAAACUGAAGGACUAUGAAAACCACUUUUAGAAAUAAACGUGCAGAAAAAUGA